CGAUCUGCAUCAUCCAAGAGCUUCACCGGUGCCUGCGUGCUGUUGUCGGCAUCGUGCUGCGAGGCGUCCACGCUCUGCUCGGCCCAAAGAGCUGCACAAAAUGUCGGCCUAGGGGAGUUCAGUGCGUCUGCAGCGUGCUUGCCCGUCAUGGGCUCAUCAUGCUACGUAAACAAUGCGUUUACCACGGAGCGGCUGAGCAACGCCUCGAACGUGCUGCAUUUUCUCCUGCUGGGCAGCCAACACGAGGAUCCUGUUGUUGUGGCCCAUGGGAUUGAGAUGCAUGUCUUGGGUGAUCUCAACAACAAUUUCUGCAGUUGCUGCAGUUCCAAGUUGCUGCAGGCCUUGUGUUCCAAUGGCUUCUGAUCAGUGAAAACAUCUUGACAGAAAUGAAGAAGGUGCCAACCUUGGGAGGGAGUACUUUGCUUCCUCCCGCUCCCCCGAAUGCACCAUCGACGUGGCCGCCAUGGAACCGAUACAGGAAAACGGAGGUUCGAAGGUCAAAACUCAUUCCGUAGGCUCGACAAUUGUCUUUGAUGCCGCCCCCGAGCCAAGAAGCGUGAAGCGGCCGCGUCCGGGAAGGUCUUGUAACGAGUGUCGGAGACGCAAAUUGAAGUGUGACCGAUCAGUGCCGUGCUCUCAGUGUCAGAGAUUUCGAAGAGAAUGUAUAUAUGCCGACCAGGAGCGCGGCGCUGGCUCAGAUGCUUCUGACGUCGACGUCGCCGAGCGCUCUGUCAAGCGUACAAAACAAUCAAAGGGAGCCCAUGGCGGCGAACCUGAGCCUCACUUAGCCCGACCCAACAACUCGGAGCACCAUCCCAAGGUUCCAUCAGGGAUGGAAGACAUCUCGGCCCGCCUGGACCGUCUCGAGAGGAUCGUCUUGGGGAUCCAUCGACCCACAAGCGACCUCCCGCCGCCCACCCGGAGCUAUUCGAUAGCAGGAAACCCAGAAGCUCGGAGUGUCGGGAAAAGCAGCAUCCAAUCGCUUUGUGAGCUUUGCGACAAGGACAGCGAAUUUUUGUCCCUGAUGAUGAACAGGGUCAGGUUCGUUCAACAGCUUGUCGAUCUUAACCAUGCAUACCGAAGCUUGAAAAAGGAGCAUAGAAGAGCUGUGAGACCCAUGACAGUAUUCGUCGAGUCCACGAAGCCCGUCCAAAAGCGCAUGGCCCACAUCAGGCCUCCCCGGCCAGAGUGCGAUCGGCUGGUAAAGCUGUACUUUACUGUAUCAGAGAGCCUACACCGAGUGAUUGUAGAUAUUCCGUCCUUUGAGCAGGAAUAUGCAGAGUACUGGGAUGGCGAGUGCCGCAACGAAGGCUUUCUCCCACGACUGCUCUGCAUGCUCUGCAUCGCCGCUCGGUUCGGAACAGAUUCGCGUGGACUUGGCCACGACCGAUCUGCCAGCAUUCAUAUUCCCACAGCUUGCGUCCUCGUGCGAAACUGGCUGGACGAGGUCAGGAGAAAGCAAAUGGACGACUUGACAUCAAUAGAAACCGAGCUCCUCCUUCUCCUCGCGCUAGGAACAAUCAAGCCCCAGGAGCAAUCCUCAUGGGCCCAGCUCGGGUACGUUAUCCGGAUAGGGAUGACAAUGUCUCUUGGCUGCGAUCCCUCUGAACUGCCAGUCGUGCCUGGGUUUCUUGGAGAAUGCCGCCGCCGACUAUGGUUUACCAUCAUGGAAAUGGACCUCCACCUGUCCCUGACAUGCGGCCUCCCCUGCGCCAUCAGGCAAGGGGAAUACACAUGCAAGCCCCCUAAGGACCUGGACGGCUCCGAUCUGCCGCCCACCGCAAGCUCCCUACCAGAUUCAGAGCCCCUCGACCAGCCCACAGGAAACCAUUCCCAAGCCGCCCCCGCGCAUACCCUCCCUGUGCGCAUGGAAGCCGCCGCCCUCAUCGCCCGCAUCCACACCUUCGGUGACUACACUCCCGUCCUGGAAGCGGGCGCAAGGCUUGAAAAGAUGCUCGACGGUGUCAAUUGCCAAUUUCGUCGCCCUCGUCUGGGGGACUACGGACAUCAACGCCCUCAAAAUGUCUUCAAGGACAAGGACCCGGACCACGUGGUGACCAAGGAAUGGCGCGAACGGGGGGUCCAGCUGGAGAUGCAACUCCGCCGGUCGCUGCUCGCCCUCUACCGGCCAUUUGCGUUAGGCUCAACCAACUGCCCCGAGCAAAUCUCCCAGGGCUACCUGAUAUCCUCCGUGGCCGUGCUCCUGGCGUAUCUAGAGCAGAGCGACCGCGAGACAAACCCGGGUCCUGGCUCCGACGAGGCGGGAGAUGCGCUUCGACCUUACUACUCGCGCUUCUGGACGAUAACGCCACGGGACGUGAUAGAUUCCGGGCUCGCCGUUUGCUGGCACAUCAAGACUACUGCUUCCCCUGAAAUGGACAGCCGAGGGGCUCCCUGUACCGCUACCCGCUCUCCACCACGGGGAUGGACCGCCGCCAAUCAUCACCCUCGCCCUCACCCACCCCGCAGCUGCAACAACAACAACAACGGUGGUGAAAGCAGCCGUACCAGUAUCAGUACUAGUAUCAGUGGUAGCAAUCACCCCGACAAGGAUGCCGCCUGGCAAUAUCCCUGGUCAGUCCCAACCCUGGUCCAGACCGUCGAGCUGACCAUAGACCGGCUCAUCCGGGACGAGGCAGUCAGCUGCGCGGGGGGGUUCUAUCUGAAAGAAAUCGUGGCGCUGGCGAUUGUGCUAGGGUCCGUGUCGGUGUCGGGAGGGGUGCGGCAGCAGCAGCAGCCCACGGAAGAACAAGAACAAGAACGGCUUGAUGAUGAACGUGAGCAUGAGCAUGAGUAUGAGCAGAGGCUGGCGCGGGCUGAGGCAGGUGUGAGACGGGUGCUGGAGGGUUGUUUGCAAAGUAUUAAUAUUAAUAGUAAUCGUGGCGGUAGCGGCAGGGCUUUUCAUGGCUUGCCCGAUUCGUCUCCAUCGUCGGAAUUGCCUUUGAAUGGGCGGGUGGUAAACUCUGGGACGUAUAGGUUUGGGAAUGAUGAGGACAAAUUCACCUGGGGCAAGUUUUUCUGGUGGUGGGAUUCUCCUGAUGUCGAGCCCCGGAGAUGGUCUUGGAAAGGUUCGCGAUAGACUGUUCGCCAUGAGGAAAGGAAGAGGGAUUGGGCUGCUGAGGGCAGUGGAUGAUGGUUGCCAAUGGUGGCAGAAGUCCUAGGUUCGGCGUUGCUUGUGCUAUGAGGAGGGAGAUCUGUAUAUAUGCCACAUUGCGGGCGGCAUUUCUCGCAGCUUGCAGUUUCUAGGGAUAAGGUCAUCCUGUCUUUCGAUGUCCGGGUUUUGGCCGGGAUAGAUGACGAGCUGGAGAACAUGUUGGCAUGUGCACUCACACACGCUGGACAUUUAUUCAUGUUUGAUCCACCAUCAGCUGUAACGGGUCUUGUUCCUUCUAGAUGUACUUUAUCCGCAAGAUCUUCCAG
Canariomyces notabilis is the source of this 3420-nucleotide messenger RNA. RefSeq lists its product as uncharacterized. Gene Ontology annotation, molecular function: RNA polymerase II cis-regulatory region sequence-specific DNA binding; zinc ion binding; DNA-binding transcription activator activity, RNA polymerase II-specific. The coding region runs from base 464 to 3079 and encodes 871 amino acids. NCBI's taxonomy places the organism in Eukaryota, Fungi, Ascomycota, Sordariomycetes, Sordariales, Chaetomiaceae. The transcript has 4 exons. Gene Ontology annotation, cellular component: nucleus. The record is from RefSeq and is a predicted model, not a curated record. Gene Ontology annotation, biological process: regulation of transcription by RNA polymerase II; DNA-templated transcription.